AUGUGGCUGGCACUUUGAUAACCUUCUUAAAUAUCAGCUAGAAUAAGCUUUCCGUUUUCCCAUUGUUCACUGGUGAAUUUUAUACGCUGUAUCUAUAUUAUGCGUAUCCGUUUCAUCCUCGCAUGUACAGAUUCCGCUUAUUUCUUCUAUGAUGUUAUUCGUUUUUUUUAAUCUGCAUUUGCGAUGAUUAGUGUGUCUAUGUUGGUUGGGAUGAUUUGUCUUACAGAGAUUGAUAUGUUCCCUACAAGUAGACUGAUUCGAUUACGUUUUUGAGAUGAGUGCUUUUACAUUGUACUACUUGACAAACACAAAUUUUCUUUUAUUUUAUUUUAUAACUCGUGGAUAAUAAUUAUAGCUAAACAUAUCUUCUCGCCCCCUUUUUGUGAUAAUAUAAAUUUAUGUUAUUGCUUUAUUUAUUUUUCCACAACUCCAACUUGAAUAAUGAUAAAUGACUGAAUUUUAAUUGAUUAUAUUCUUUCUAUUACCCCACACUGUUGAUACUAUGAUGGGUACUGCAUCUUUGAAUGGUCUCACAGGCAGUGUACAGCUAAACAAAUGGUAAAUAGUAUUCGUUUUAGUCACAGUGCUAAGGAUGAAGAAAGUAAAUAUGGGAGAGUCACACAAAAUGCUGAGAAGGGAAAAAAACAAUUACAUCCUACUGUAUCAGAUGCAACUGCUCUCAGACGGUCUCCUAGAGGGACAUCAUCAAGGAGGAUAAUUUCUGAUCCUUCAAGUACUCAUAAGUCCGGGCAAUUUAAAAGGGGAGAAACACUGAUACGGGUGGGUAAAAAGAGAUCUGAAUUGGUUGGAAAAAAGAACAUGCCAAGUCCUUUGAGAAGAUCUGGAAGGACUGGGAGUUACUCUUCUACUAGUCAUUCUGAUUCUAAAAGCUCAGGUUCAUUGAAUUCAAACCCUAAGCCAAAAAAAGAGAAGAGUGUGAGACACUUGACAUUUGAAGCCAAAGAAGUAAAGGAAAAUGAGGAACAAGAUCUUGGAACACCCCAGGUUAAAGUAAGGCGAAUGACUGCCCGUAUGUACCGGUCUCUCUUUGAAUUGCCAAAAGAAGUGCCUGAUAGGAUUGACAAGUCAAAUCAAUGUGGCAACAAUAUUCGAGAUAAAAUUGACCAGUGCUUUGAAGGUUGCCAUUCUGAUUGUGAAGUCUCCAAGAAUGGUGCACUACCAUCUAAAGAUGGAAAGCUAAAAGAGAUGAGAAUUAGCUCUAGGUUGAGUGGCCCUGUGAAAGAUCUGGGUGAAAAUACCGCAACUCUGGAUUCAUUGGCACCAUCUAAGGCUGCAACUUAUGAGGCAGGUUUGACAUCUGAAAGGAUAUUGUAUGAAGAUUUUAUCACGAACACUGUUAAAGAUGAUAGAUGUAAAAAAUCGAUACCUUCUCAGAGCAAGGAAAUCACUGUGGGUGUGGAUACAGAUGUUUCUGCCACCUUGGCAAAGGGUGACAACUGCAACGUGAUUUCUGAUUCUGGUGACCUGUCAAUGAUCAGUUCCAAAAUUAUGGGGACUAACAAUCCAUCUAAUGCCACAGUUUUUGAGACUGGUUUGGUAUCUGAAAAGGUUCAGCCAGAUCACCACAGAGAAGAAACAUUUCCAUCAAGCAAUUCCAAGAAUGGUGUGCAACUACCUCAAGAUGGAAAAUCAAAAGAGAUGAUAGUUGACCAUCGGCUGAGUGAUCCAAUGAAAGACCUAGUUGAAAAUAUCGUCUCUCUAGGAUUGUCAGCAUCAUCUAACGCUGCGACUUUUGGGACUGGUUUGGUGCCUGAAAGCAUUCAGCCUAAAGACUUAAUCGGAAAUAGUGUUGGGUAUGAUAGUAGUGGUGACAAAUUGGUACCUUCUAAAAGAAAGGGAAUUAUGGUAGACAUGGAUUCAGAUGUUUCUGCCACAUUGGCUAAGGGUAACAACUGCAACUUUGUUCCUAGUUGCAGUAGCCCUUCAGUUCUAGCUGGCAAUAUAAUGGGGACUGAUGGUUCACAUUCCAAGCGGAUAAGGUUGGAUUAUAAUCCUGUAGUCAGCAAGUCUUGUAACCCUUCUACAACCGAGCUUGAAGAUGGGGAUUCUAUUGCUGCAAGCAUGCUGCAGGACUCUCAAAUUGAUAAUGAAAAAGAAGUUGGUUUAAUAACUAAUUCCAUGAAGAGUGGCACUCAACUGAAGGAGAGAUUGUCAAGUCAUAAUCCAUACAGAUGCAAGUCUGACUCCUUUAGGUUUGUUGAGUAUUGGGUUCCUGUACAAAUAUCUAAUCUGCAGCUUGAACAGUAUUGUUCUAUUUUACUGUCCAAUGCUUCUAUUCUGCGCUCCUCAUCAAAGGUUGAUAGCGUUGAGGCUGUCCAUGAUGUUCUUAUAUUAACUCGGAAGUGUUGUAGUCAUCCCUAUCUUGUUGGUCCAGAAUUGAAACCUUCUCUUAACAAGGGUCUCCAACCGACUGAGUAUCUUGAUUUUGAUUUAAAAGCAAGUGGCAAGUUGCAACUUCUUGAUUCAAUGCUUGAGGAGUUGAGAAAAAAGGAUUUAAGGGUGCUCAUUCUUUUUCAGUCUAUUGGAGGUUCUGGAAGAGUUAUAGGAAAUUAUUUGGAAGAUCUACUUCGACAAAGAUUUGGUCCAGAUUCGUAUGAAAGAAUUGAUAAAAAUAUUCUACCUUCCAAGAGACAAGCUGCCAUGAAGAAAUUUAAUGACAAGAACAACAAACGAUUUGUGUUUUUGUUAGAAACAUGUGCUUGCCUUCCAAGCAUUAAAUUGUCGUCUGUUGAUUCUAUUAUUAUAUUUGAUAGUGAUUGGAACCCAAUGAAUGAUAUAAGGUCCCUUCAGAAAAUAACACUUGAUUCACAGUUUGAAUUCAUAAAAAUAUUCCGGUUAUAUUCAACUUUCACUGUUGAAGAAAAAGCCUUAAUCCUUGCUAAGCAAUGUAAGUCAAUAAUUGACUUCAAUUUACAAAACAUAAACUGGAGUACCAGUCAUAUGCUGUUGAUGUGGGGUGCUUCUUGUCUAUUUAAUGAACUCAAAGCUUUUCAUGAUGGUGAAACUUCUGCAUCAAAUGUGAAAUCCUUGUUUGGGCGACCAUUUCUAAAAGAAGCAAUGCAUGAAUUCUCAUCGCUACUAUCUCAGGAUGGAGAACAUAUUGAUUCAAGCAACAGUUCAAUCUUAUUGAAAGUGCAGCAAAAUGGGGGAACAUACCAGGGAAAUUUUUCUUUGCAUGGGGAGAUAAAACUUGGGUCACUGGAUGAAGAGCCAUCCCAAUUUUUUUGGACAAAACUUUUGGACGGAAAACAGUUUCUGUGGAAGUACUUAAAUAAUUCAUCUCAGCGGAGCAGGAAGAAAGUUCAUCAUUUUGAGAGUUCAGUCAAUGGGCCUGAUAAUGUAAGUGAAGGAGCAGCAAAGAAGCGCAGGAAAGUUAAUAUUAUUGAUCAGCCUUCUUCAAAAUUUGAAGAUGAAAAGUUACCCGCUGGUAGCAAGGCAGGAACACCUGGAGAUUUAGUGGAUAGAUCUCAAGGAGACAAUGUUGAAUCUGAGCGAAAAAGAGGACUGCAUGAUGAGCAGAGUAGGUUACAUAUUUUGCUGAAGCCAGAGAUCACAAAGCUUUGCGAUUUACUUCUUCUUCCGGAUAAAGUCAAGAGUGUGAUCGAUAAAUUUCUUGAAUAUGUUAUGAAUAACCAUGAUGUCAAUAGGGAACCAUUUUCGAUAUUACAGGCUUUUCAAUUAUCUCUGUGUUGGACUGCAGCUUCUUUGCUAAAGCACAAACUCGAUCCCAUUGCCUCUCUUAUAAAAGAUUUGAACUUUGUGUGUAAGAAAGAAGAGGUGGACUACAUUUAUUCUAUGCUGCGUUGUUUGAAGAAAAUAUUUUUAUAUCGUACAGGAAGUUAUAAUGAUACCGAUGCUCCAAAAGCAUCCGAACCAUCAGAUGGGGUAUGUACCAGAGUUGAACAGGAGGUUGAAUUGUUCAAAAAAGAUAUGUGUAAAAGUAUUAAAGAAAUUCAGAAGAAGUGCAAAAAGAAGCUGAAGAAGCUAUGCCUUUUGCAAGAGGAAGAGAAGCAAAGGUUGAAGGCACAUAUUGAGGAGGAAGAGGCUAAAUUUGAGGAAGGGUACAAACUACAGUCAGCUGUUAUACGAUCCUGCUCUCCCAAUGAUGUUAUAAGAAUGGAAAAGCUUAGGGUUUUGAAUAUUGAAUACGAAAAAGGAAUUGAAGAACUGAAAUGUCAGCAUGAAACACAACUCAAGGAUCUUGAGGCCAAGCAAUCAGCUGACAAACAGAAGUUUCUAGAAAAGGAGGCUGCUUGGGUAGAAGAUGUGGAAUCUUGGGCACAAAAUGAACUUUCUAAAAUAGUUGCCUCAAAGGAACUUGGGACUGGGGUUGAGUCCUUCCAGACUUAUGGUCAAGUACAACCUGACAAUGUUCUUAAGAAUCACUUUGCAGAGGGAACGGGUCAAAAUGAUAAGGUUAAAGCCAUCACAGAGACUGUCACCGAGAAUUCACCUUUAUCUGAUGAAAGAAUUGCUAACAGGGCUGCAGUAAGUUUGUCGGGUAGAAAGGAACGUUUGGGACAGCAUGGGAUUAUCAAUACUACAGAUUCAACAGAAAAUGAUGGUGCGGUGAAUCCUCCUUCAUCCAUGGAACAUGAAUCUGAUGGAGGUGCUGUAAAUGAAGUUUCAUAUAGAGAAUUAAGAUUGAGUAAUGGUCCUGAUAACAAUACUCAUUCGAGUCCGUGGCAUGAAAACUCUGGAGACUCUUCUAGCAUACUUAAUGGACAUAUUCCAGUUGAUGAGCAAGAAACUAGAAAUGAACUGGACACUGUUUGUACAUUAGUAAGAGAUGUGCCUCCGGAAACAAGUGGGAUUUUCAAUUUUACCGAGUGUGUACAGGAUGCAUCUCCUUUGAAUCCCCCGUCAUCUAUGACUCAAAUGUCUGAUGAAGGUCGACUAGAGGUCCCAUGUUUAGAUAGGGUUUUAUCACCAAGGACUUGUCAAGGUGCUUGUUCAGGUGAUGAAGGUCCAAAUAAUAUAUCCAUUUCAAAUCCACUUUUGGAGCAACAAACUACUGAUGAUGUUCCUUUGAGUAUUCCAGCAGCGGCUGAUUGUGUUGAUGAUAUAGAGGAUUUAACAAGUGCUGUGUUGGUGGCUAAAAGGACCACAUCAGAAGAGCAGGAAGGAGCACCUAAAACCAUUCCAGAAUUGUCCCAAGAGUCUCCAGUAUCCAGAACAUUUAAAGUCAUGGAUCUUCGAGAAAAAGAUGCACAGUUAUCUAUGGGCUCCACUCCUGACCAUGAAAAGUUUAAGGAAUUGCUGCAUUCUUCCGAACAAUCAGAACUGGUACCUAGUACAGUUGAUGCUGUACCAGCCGAUCAGGGGCAACAAUUACUAUCUGCGGAGCUUCCGUCUUCCCACCUUAAUUGUUUAGAAACUGAAGUUGAACAUCAGCCAACUGUGGUUCCAAGUCAAGAUGUGCAAUCUGACUCAAACUUGGAACAUUCACAUGGGCACCCUGCCUCAUAUUCAGACCCUAAUACAGUUGCACCUAGUGAAGUAAGAAUGCAAUCUACAAACACAAUAAAUUCUUCAAUUCCUCUGGAGAUCAAUUAUCCACAUAUGGAAGCUGAAAUACAUUCAGCUUCCAGAAACCUGCAUUUGAGCUAUUAUGAUCCACUCAAAAUUGAAUUGGAUAGAAUACGAAAAGUAGCAGAUCAAACAAUGAUAAUCUAUGAAAAAAAGACUAUGGAGUUGAAAUCUGAGUUUAAAAAGGAAUUAGAAGAACUCCGCAGGAAGUACGAUAUUAAAAUUCAAGGGAUAGAAACUGAAUUCGAACAAAGAAAGACGACUCUGGAUACAAGUCUUAAUGUAGUUCGUAUGAAUAGGUUUUUGGCAGAUGCCUUUAGGGCUAAAUGCUCACAUCUUAAACCAUCGUGUACACCAGGAACGCUGCAAGAUUCAAGUUUUGCGUCACAGCAGUUGCUUCCGCCCUCACAACAACAGAAUGCUAAUUGGCCAUCUCUUGUUGCCGGUUCUUCUUUUGGUCCUUCUGCGACCAACCGGCAGGGUCCCUCCACAAAUGCUAGCUCUCAGCUAACGUUACAUCCUAUACGGGCUGGUUACAGUGCAUCACGAUUUCCCACCAAUGUUUCUGCAAGAUCACCAAUUAUCAACACCAUCUCUUUGCCUGUCGAAAAUCUUCAACCUGGUGGUGAGAUUCGCGCCCCUGCGCCGCAUCUCCAGCCUUUUAGACCGUGACAUAACUCUUUUUUUCUUCUCCCAGUGGUUGGGAGAUUCUUACAUGAUAUAUGGUAGGGCAAAUAUUUUCGUACUGAUACAGAUGACAAUAGUUUUUUUUUUACAUCCCUUUGUUCUAAUUAUAGUUAUGUAAAAAUGUAUAUAUGUAAUUAAUUGUCUGCCUAAUUUUCUCUGGCAUACAAUGAGUCAUGAAUGGCUGACGAUUAAGAUGAAACACAGGGAAUUGGUGAGCUGUAUAGUUCUUGAAACAAUUAGCAAAACUUUAAUACGCAACUGCGGAUUUGAAAGGGAGACAUUUUUAAAGUCA
This is a messenger RNA of Vigna angularis (adzuki bean), 6529 nucleotides long. Its product is annotated as helicase protein MOM1. NCBI's taxonomy places the organism in Eukaryota, Viridiplantae, Streptophyta, Magnoliopsida, Fabales, Fabaceae. The coding region runs from base 556 to 6222 and encodes 1888 amino acids. The record is from RefSeq and is a predicted model, not a curated record. Gene Ontology annotation, biological process: heterochromatin formation. The transcript is spliced from 13 exons.